This is a messenger RNA of Caenorhabditis angaria, 7120 nucleotides long. The record is from the annotation of a GenBank genome assembly. Lineage: Eukaryota; Metazoa; Nematoda; Chromadorea; Rhabditida; Rhabditidae.
AUGAUGUCAAAUUUGGUUAUAAUUUUUCUUCUUGUUUUUUGGUGUAUGAUUUCAACAGCAACUGCAAUAUCCACAAAUCAAUCAUGUGCAGAUAAAUGUGAACCGGAAAAAUGUGCAAAAUUGGUUGAUGAUUGCAAAAAAACUGUUUUGGAUCCUUGUCAAUGCUGCAAUGUUUGUGUUAGUCAAGUUGGUGAAAGUUGCGGUAAUCCUGGACAAGUUUGUGAUAACAAAUUGCAAUGUCGACAAAAGGAUCCGAUGAAUGAAACUGGUAUUUGUGAAGGUUAGUUUUUUGGGGGAGGUGGCGGGAUUUCUUUAUUCAAAUUUUUUUAAUGUUUGGAAAAAACAGGAAAAAAGUUUCAACAAAAACCCAUUAUUCCUUGAUUUUUUUUCCCAUCCAAAAAUCCAUAAUAAGAAUAAUAUAUUUCUAAUGUUUCUCUCGUCCGAAUCAUCCAUCCAUCCAUCCUGCUGGCGCCUACGAGUAAAGUAAAUAAAAGGAAAAAAGCGAAACGAAAUUGUAUAUUUUGGUGUGCUUUUCCUGUGAAGCGAGCAAAGGUUUAGAGACUGACUGCGCAAAUGCUCAACUUCUUCUUUCAUUUUUUGCCUCGUUUCCGAUAUGCGUGUCGAAUUGAGAGUAGGAAAAAAAAACGAGAGAAUCGUAUCGGAUUUCAUUCUUUAAUGCAAAACAAUGAAGUCACAAAGGGUCAAACAUCGAUGGAAUGAAUUCUCAUUAAAAACAUGAUGAAUACACAAAUAUUACAGUCUUUUUUGUAAUACAAAGUUAGAUAUGAUUGAAAUUAAUUUUCGAAACCUAAAAAAAAGUUUUUUUUUUCAAUUUAGAUAGAAACAGUAGUUUAUUCAAUGAGAAAUUAUGGCUCCAAAUUUUCAAAAACAAAAAUCUAAUUCGUGAUUUUUAGAGCCGCAGAAGAGAAAAUCAAAUAUACUGUAGACUUUGUCGGCUUCUUUGAUCUUCUGUAUCAAAAGAGGAAAUUCUUGCUUUUUCUGGGGCAAAAAGUUUCGGAUUGACAAAAUCUCCCAAUUAAUUUACCAUUUUUCAAAAAAAUAUUCUGAAACUUUUAUUUUUCGGGAAUUUCUUUUUCUAGUUGAUCAUUAUUUUUGAGAAAAAAAGACGAUUUUUGUUGGCUAUAAAAUUUUUUGGUAACUUUCUCAUCAAUUUCUUAUUUCUCCAAAGUUUCUUAAUUAAUUUCCCAGAAUGUUCCCCGAAAAUAUUUCCUUGUAAAAGACGAAAGUUUCUUCAAAAUAUUGACGUGUUUAUUAAAUAUGUGUAUUUAAAUACACCCAAAAAAACUAGACAUUGUUCCCGUGAACAAACAAUCUUCUUCUUCUUCUUCUUCUUCUUCUUCUUUAUCAUAUUUGUCUUUCCAUGAGAUUCUUGAUUUUCAAUGGUUUUUGUCUUAAAAUACUUGUGUUCCAUCGAAAGCUUGUAGGUUUUCUUUGGAACAGAAAAACUUUUUUUUCUAUCAGAAAUAUUUUUUAUAUGAAAAAAAAAUGAGGAAUUUGUGUUCCUCCUGAUAUAUUUUGGCACAUUCCUCAAAUACUUUAUCACCUCACCUCAACUCUCUUUUUUUCCUCGCUUGUUUUUCUUUUUUUUUUGUUGGUCAUCACACCCGAUUUUUCUCUAUUUUUCACUCUUCAAAAACAUUUUUCUCCAUCUUUUUUUUGUAUGAUUCAUUUCACGGAAAAUUGUCAUAAUUUUUUUCCAUUUUAUAUUUCAUUUCAUUUCGGGUCACAUUUUUUCGAAAAGUGUCGAUUUCAGCUAUAUCAUUGGCCUUUUUGUUGUUUUUCCUGUCACAUUUUUCUGUGUGCCCCGUGAUGAUCUGAUUAUUAUUACAAAAAUCUGUAUGUUUUGAGAACACAGUCUUCUUUUCUCAUUCUUUUAUGAGCCGAUAGAUUUUUGUCAUUAUUUUCUUUCAUCAAAAGAAAAGAAAUCAUCGGAAAUGAAACUAUUUCUAUUUUUAUUCUUUAUUGCGGUAUUUUUCCCAAUUUUCUAUGCUUUUGGGAAAACAAAAAGUUAGUUGAUAUUAAUUGGCUUUUAUUGAAAAAUGUCGAGUUUAAAAUUCAAGAAGGGAAUUUUUUUUUUCAUAAUUUUGGAAGUUGGGAAACUUUUCUAGACGUAAUUUUUCCGAAAAUUAUUCAGAGAGAGGAUAUUUUUGAGUUUUUAUUUUCAUCCGUAAAAUUUUAUCCGCAAGCCAAUUUUCAGAAUAUUUAAUUUUUUUCGAUUCUGUAGACAAUUUCAAUAUUUCUAAAAUUUUGAAAAAAUACUACAGUACUCCGAAUUUUUGUAUCGAUAAUUUUCACUUCAUUUCUGAAGAUGUCAUAAGUUCGAAAAUCCUCGAAAAAUGUUCAACAUUCCCACACUCAUCAAUCUCUUUUCUCGUAGUUUUUUGUCCGUUCGGUCCCCACAAAUACUAGAAAAACUAAAGAAAUAAAACAACUUUAUUCGUCUUUUUUCCAAAGGGGUGACUCUUUCGUUUUUUUUUGUUUCUUUGUUUAUUCUUUUUAAAAUAUAAAAAAAAACUCGAGGAAAAUAAAUGUUUAUGAUUUUUGGUGAGAUAGGAUAGGAUAGAAAUUAGGUUCGCGAAGAAUAAGAUGAGAUUACUUUUUGAUAUAAGUCAUGUUCAUUUUGUGUCAAAAUAAUAAAAUUUGCCUUCAACUCUUUUCCGGGUGAAAAUAGGCCUAAAAUCGGCCUGAAAAGGGCUUAAAGGGAUAUAUUUUAUACCAAAUGACUUUUUUUGCAGAAAUGAAAUCUCCUGGUUGUAUGUCAGCCAAUUGUACAAUCGCCUUCAGUCCAAUCUGUCCAUCCGACUCAUUUUUGGUUCAAAAUCCACCGCCGCCUGGAGAAUGUUGUGGACAACCGGGAAAAUGUUAUUGCGAUUUACAGGUAUUAUUUUUUGCCCCACAUAUUUUUCUCAAAGGGAUCUAAAUACAGUAGUUUGAAGAGUAAGAAAAAAGCAAAAAAAAAGAAACACAGUUCUUAUUUGUUCUUCUUCACUUUGAGAGCUUUUUUUCGAACAAAUGAGAAGAAAAAGAAAAGAAAGCACAUAUUCGAGACGAGCCAGCCACGUAUCAAGACCACUAUUGUUCGAUUUAAUUGAAAGAAAAAAAGAAUGAAUGAAGAAUGAAACAAUAGACAGGGAAACAAACGAAUUGAUCAAAGAUGAAUGUAGUUUGAUCAUAGGUUAAAGUUAAAAAUAGUCUGGGCUCUCCACACGCUGAUCCUCAACGAAUUGAUUUUCUAGGCUCGGCUAAUUGCUAGAGUGAAUCUCUAGGUGCGGAUCCUUGUGAAUUAAGUUCUCUAUGUUAGGCUACUUGAUAAUUGUGCUCUCUAAGAUCGGCUACUUGAAAACUAGGAUCUCUAGGCGCUGAUCCUUAGCAAAAAAAUUUUCUAGGCUCGGCUACUUAAGCCCUCAGUGCUUUAAAAUUUGAAGUUCAAUACAGUAUUUUCAUUUUUGGGGCUUUUGAGAAAUUAGAAUUUAAAAUCAAAAUUCUAAUUAUCAAAUCCUGAACUCCAAGCAACUUUUCCAAACCUUUUGUUUCAGAAAUGUGGACCACUUUUACCAAAAUGUGAAAACGGAGAAGAAUUAGUCUUGAAACAAAAAGGAAGCGAUGAACCUGGAAAAUGUUGUGAUAUUUUUGAAUGCAAAAAGAAAGGUAAAUAUUUUUCUAACCUUAUCCUAACUCAUAUUCACCCAACAUUUUUUCAAGAUAAAAAAUGUCAUUGUCCAAUUUCAUCUCGAUCAUUUGAUGAAGGUGAAGAAUGUCCAGCUGAUAGUUUUCGUCCUCCCGAACACGUCACAUCAGAUUCUUGUUGUCCAAUCAAACAAGGUUGCAAAUGUCGUGGUUUGAUUUGUCGACCAGCUCAAUGUGCUGAUGGAGAAGAAGUUAAAAUAAUCAAAAGAGGAACUGGACAACCGGGAAGAUGUUGUGAUAUUUUCGAGUGUCAAAAAACGACGGAAAAAUUGAAGUGCGGAAAUUAUACAGAGGGAGACAAAUGGCAUAAUUCGUCGUGUGAAUCGUGUAGUUGCAAAAAAGGAGUUGUGAUGUGUAGUAAAAUGGCAUGCAGUAAUGUAUCACGUGAGUCGCAUCCACAUAUUAUUGGGAAACUUUUUUUUGAAAUCUUUUUUUCAGCUGAAUGUACUUGGGUUGGAAUACCAGAGGGUGAAUGUUGCCCAAUUUGUUUGGGAUGUCAAACUGAUUCUCUUGAAAAAAAGAAGAGAAAUGAGACAUGGCAAAGCGAUGAUUGUACUGAGUAAGUUACUCGAACUCCAAAAUUCUGAAAAUCAAAAAAUAAUUUCAGAUGUGUUUGCUCAAAAGAAGGUGCUCACGUUUGCACUAAACACAUGUGUAAAACAGAUUGCGAAAAUCCGAGAAAAAUACAAGGACAAUGUUGUCCGGUUUGUGAUGAGCCAACAAUUGUUCGACCGCCUGCCACGUGUCCGAGUUUGGAGCAUUGCUCCUUGAGGUAUAUUUUGAAAAAAAAAUGAUUUUGGGGAUAACAGAUAUUUUUUUGAAGAUGUGCAAAUGGUCUUCGUCGUGAUAAUGUUGGAUGUUAUGUUUGUGAAUGUUUGCCCGAAGAUAUUCCAAUUGAUGCACAAUGUCAAGAAUUGAAUGAUGAAAAUUGUGACAAGUAAGGAAUAUUUCAAAAGAGGGGGUGGUAGGAACAACAAGUACAAAAAAUCAGCUUAGAAGAUCAAUUUUUGAGCUCUAGAACUCAAUUUUGAGCCCAGAAAGUCAAUUUUGAGCUCUAGAACUCAAUUUUGAGCCCAGAAAGUCAAUUUUGAGCUCUAGAACUCAAUUUUGAGCCCAGAAAGUCAAUUUUUGAGCUCUAGAACUCAAUUUUGAGCCCAGAAAGUCAAUUUUGAGCUCUAGAACUCAAUUUUGAGCCCAGAAAGUCAAUUUUGAGCUCUAGAACUCAAUUUUGAGCCCAGAAAGUCAAUUUUCAGCUCUAGAACUCAAUUUUGAGCCCAGAAAGUCAAUGUUGAGCUCUGGGACCUAAAAACUAAGAUUACUAGGCAGAUGUGAAUGCUCUUUUUUCAGACAAUGUGCACACGGAUAUUUGAAAGAUAACGAAGGAUGUUUGUCUUGUAAAUGUGCAAAAUGUCCACCUCUUCAUCAAUGUUUUAAACAUUGUUUAUAUGGAUUUGAAACCAAUUCAGCUGGAUGUCCACUUUGUAAAUGUCGUGCAAAAUUGGAAUUAGCCUCUGAUAAUAAAAUACCGGCAAAAAAGGGUGGGAAUUCGAACAACGAAAAAUGCAUAUCAUUUUCGCCGGAUGGUCAUCAAAUUGAAAGAGAUGGUGGAGAAUGGUGGAGUGAUGGAUGUCGGCAUUGUUUCUGUGAAUCACGACAAGAAUUCUGCUCGCUAAUCUCUUGCCCGUCAAAACCAAAUGAUUGUUCGGAAGAAAUGUGGAUACAAAAAGAGGGCGAAUGUUGUGCGAGUUGUCAUUCAAAAGGAAAACAUAAGAAUAUCGGAAGUGCAGCUGUUUCGCCACGUCAACAAAAACACGAGCAUACUGUAUGUCAAUCGCCUGGAACUGGUCGAUUAUUUACAGAUGGAGAGACUUGGAAAUUGGCACCGUGUGUUUCGUGCACUUGUCGAGUUGGACAUGUUUUAUGCAAGACACAAGAAUGUCCACCGAUUCCUUGCAAAAAUCCAACAAGAAAAAAUGCGGAUGAUUGUUGUCCAGUGUGAGUUUUUGAGCUGUGGGAUAAAAUUGGACCUGAGCCAAGCCGAAUUUUUUGAGAAAAUUUCUGAAUCGGACUUAAAAAUUGGAUAAAUUCUGAAAAAUUUCCAAUUUCGGCCCCCAAAUGUCGAUUUACUCGAAAAAAAAGUCAGAUUUUCUCAAAAUUGGACCUGGUCCAAUUUUUCGGGUCCCAAACACCUAAAAACAAGAUUCUAAAAAAUGAUGCAAUUUUUUUAACCAAAAAAUUAGACCUUUUUUGAUUUUUUGGGAAAAUUCGAGACAAGAUCAGAUUUUAAUUCAAAAAAUUAAAAUUCUAAAUCUCCUUCAUUUUUCAAAUUCCGCAUUUCUCAAUUUCAGUUGCCCUGAUCUUGUUCCACCAACUCCUCCAAAUUUAUCACAAAAAUCCAACAUCGAACCAGUUAUUUGUGAAGAUGAACUUGGAACUGCUCAUUUAGUUGGAACAACUUGGCGAAAAGACGAUUGCACUUCAUGCAUCUGCAAAGAAAAUGGAGAAUCUGAAUGUUUUAAAGAAUCUUGUGAUGAAAUGGGUUGUAGAGGAAAUCCUCUUGUUAUUAAAGGAAAAUGUUGUCCUGUUUGUUCUGGUAAGAAUUAUAUUUAUAAUUAGAAAAUUAAUUGGUUAAUUAAUUAAUUAAAUAUAUAUAAUUUUAAGAUGCUCUUUCAUCAUCAGCAGUUUGUUCAUAUCAAUCAUCGGUUUAUUCAAUUGGUGAACAAUGGCAAGAUGGUUAUUGCUCGAAUUGUACUUGUGUUGCUGGCGGUCAAACUGUUUGUCGUCAAAUGGUUUGUCCAGCAUGUCAAAACACAGUUCCAAUUGAAGGACAUUGUUGUCCACUUUGUAAAGAUGCUGGUUGGGCUCCGUAUGGAAUUGGUAAUGAUUCGACCACAUUUUUAUCACCACGUAUAUCACAAUCUUCAAAUACUGGAACUACAACUGCAAUGUCACUUCUUACUGUAUCUUUGAUGUCUUUGGCUGUUGUUGGAAUGCUAAUUGUUCUUUUAUUGGUUUAUAAGAAGAGUCGAAAAAGUACAAAAGGACAUAAAUUCAAUGAAGUUGGACAAAUGAGUUCGGGAGGAACUUCGACAGUUCGAUUGUCAGCUUCGAAAACAAUUGGAUCAAUGCCAAGAUUGGUUGAUUGGAAGGAUACCAGAGAAAAGUGAGUUUUUUUUUUGAAAUUUCAAAUCUUUUGAAAAAUAUUUUUUCUAGACCAGAAGAUUGCGAACUUCUAAAAACAAGCAGCAAAACUCAACAUAUUCGACACGAUUCUCAAAAUUCGGAUGAUCAAUCAGACAGUCUUUUAUCAACAAUGUCUGAUACAUCAACUACACCAUCUACAGUAUCUUCUGGAAAUGCGCCAAUUUCGGAUACUCAACCAUUGACGCCAACGCGAAAAUUUCCAGUUUAA